AUGGAGUCUCGCGCCGGCCCCAGCAUGGCUGCACCGAACCCCGCAGCGCCGGCCUCACCGGAAUGCUCGCCGGCGAUGGACUGGAUACUCACGGGCCCGGCGCCGCCCAUGAUAGGUGAAGAUGACGACUUCGCGGCCGCCCUUGCUCCGCCCCUACUACCGCUCUUCUGCCCCGUACACGGGUACAGGCCGUGCCCGGCGAGUGACGGCACGGCGCCACUCCUCCCAUCUCCGACUCCUCCUGCGCCGGGCGCCGAAGCCGCUCCACUGGUCGCGGACGCCGGGCCUCCGGCCGCCGACUCCGCUCCACCUCCGGCCUCCAACUUCGUUCCUCCGGCCGAUGAAGAUGACGGCGAGGUCGUCGACGACGUCCACCCGGAGGCGAGGCGCCUCCUCCGCAAGUUUGCGGCCGCCAUGGCCGCUCACCGCGAUGGGCCGGCCGGCGGCGGUUGGAAUCCGGCCGCCCUCGGUUUCUCCUCCUCCAACGAGGGGGGGCUCCCCUACUCCAUCUAA
Messenger RNA from Brachypodium distachyon (stiff brome), 513 nucleotides. RefSeq names its product translation initiation factor IF-2-like. The transcript has a single exon. The coding region runs from base 1 to 513 and encodes 170 amino acids. The record is from RefSeq and is a predicted model, not a curated record. NCBI's taxonomy places the organism in Eukaryota, Viridiplantae, Streptophyta, Magnoliopsida, Poales, Poaceae.